Messenger RNA from Penicillium riverlandense, 765 nucleotides. Its product is annotated as ATP-dependent Clp protease proteolytic subunit. The record is from RefSeq and is a predicted model, not a curated record. Lineage: Eukaryota; Fungi; Ascomycota; Eurotiomycetes; Eurotiales; Aspergillaceae. Gene Ontology annotation, molecular function: serine-type endopeptidase activity; ATP-dependent peptidase activity; ATPase binding. Gene Ontology annotation, cellular component: endopeptidase Clp complex. The transcript has 5 exons. Gene Ontology annotation, biological process: protein quality control for misfolded or incompletely synthesized proteins. The coding region runs from base 1 to 765 and encodes 254 amino acids.
AUGACAAUGCGGCCAGGUUCUCUCUCUGGCCUCGGUCGCCUUAUCCGUCCCACUUCCAUAUCCACACUACGUCCGGCUACGACGCUGCCGCGAUGCCUCUCAACCAGCGCGCCCUCGCUAGCUGGGGCACCACCAAAGAGUUGGGCACCGACGCCCUUUGUAACGGAGACAGUGGCCGGUGGCUGGCAGACCUCCGAUAUCUUCUCCCGAUUACUCAAGGAGCGCAUCAUCUAUCUCGAGGGUGAGGUAGACGGGGCCGUCUCCGCCUCCAUCGUUGCGCAGCUCCUCUUCCUCGAAGCCGAUAACCCCGAGAAACCAAUCCACAUGUACAUCAACUCGCCCGGCGGCUCCGUGACAGCCGGCCUAGCAAUCUACGACACAAUGACCUACAUCGCCUCCCCCGUCUCAACCAUCUGCGUCGGCCAGGCCGCCUCCAUGGGCUCGCUCCUAUUGUGCGGCGGCCACCCGGGCAAGCGGUACUGUCUCCCACACUCCACAAUCAUGGUGCAUCAGCCCUCGGGCGGCUACAUGGGGCAAGCGACGGACAUUGCCAUCCAUGCGAAGGAGAUCCUGCGCGUGCGCAAGCAGCUGAAUCAGAUAUACAAGACACAUCUCAAUGGCAAGAAGGAGUUGUCCCUCGAUGAUAUUGAGAAACUCAUGGAGAGAGAUUAUUUCAUGGGUGCCCAGGAGGCGCUGGAGUUGGGCGUCGUGGAUGAGAUUUUGGAUCGGAGGGCCAAUAAAGGUGAGGAGAAGGGCGGGAAGUAA